Messenger RNA from Sitodiplosis mosellana (orange wheat blossom midge), 787 nucleotides. Its product is annotated as ninjurin-1-like. The transcript has 3 exons. Gene Ontology annotation, biological process: cell adhesion; tissue regeneration. NCBI's taxonomy places the organism in Eukaryota, Metazoa, Arthropoda, Insecta, Diptera, Cecidomyiidae. The coding region runs from base 252 to 686 and encodes 144 amino acids. Gene Ontology annotation, cellular component: membrane. The record is from RefSeq and is a predicted model, not a curated record.
GAUGAUUCUGAACCUAAACAAUUGAUGACAUUUGUGUUGUGCUCGAUUUGAACGAUGAGUCGGACGGAAUAAAUUCAAAAUCAAAAGUUCGAGUGUUGUUCUGCAUCGUCUUUGUUCAGGAAAUGAAUUUAGUUGAUGGAUUAGUUUCGCUUUGGAAUAGACGUUAUAAAAGAACAAGGAGAGGAAAAGAAUAGAAGAAAAAGUUCAUUUUCUUUAAAGCAAAUUGUGAAAAAUUUCAUAUUGAGAGAAAAAUGUUCACUGAAACAUCCAACAAGAAUGUCACUGAUGUUCAAGAAAGUGUGACGGAGGAGCACCGCAAGCCUGACCAGGCGGACUUCAUUUUGCCAAUCCUAUUAAAUCCGAAUACGUAUGCGUCGAAGAAGACUUUGGCACAUGGAAUGCUCGAUUUAGCAUUACUGUCAGCAAAUGGCGCUCAAUUAAAGUUAUUAUUAUCGAAUGGAAAGCAACAAGAAUUCUAUAUGUUCCUAUUGUGGCUGAUUGCGACUUCAAUAGUAUUACAAGUGGUGCAAGCUGUUGUAUGUGUAGUUUUGGGCUUAAUCUUUGACAUAAAUCACGUUGAUGAUCAGAAAAAAGCCGAGAUCAUAAACAAUGUGUCUCUUGCCAUAUCGAUUGUGGUGGUCGCAAUCAAUGUGCUGAUUAGCGUCUUCGAUGUAAUUUCAACUUAAGGCAAUUAAAGACAUCCCUGAAGAUAUUAAUAAAAUAUUUCACUUUUUCCAAACAUCGAUGGAACAUUACACUAAAAAUAUGCAAUAAAAUGUUAAUUAUA